AUAGAUAAUCUUUUAAUCAUUAAAAAAUCAAUAAUUAAUCAUCAACCAAACAGAGACAAUAUGGAAAUAGACUUUGUUUCAUAACUAUGAUUUAACUAAAAAUCCGUUUGGGUGGUAAUCUCAACUGGUUAAUAACCAGUAAUUAUUUAUUUGUGAAUUGUUCCGAGUAAAUGCUGGUUGUUUUAAGUUCUCUAUUUGUUUAAGACAAAAUUUUCUCUUUCAAUUGUUUAUUCGAAUUCAGUGUUGAUAUCAGAAAUAUCAUUCUUCAAUCAGAAAAAUGGGUGAUUGGGGCUCACGGAGUAAAACUCGGUCAAUCGAUAUAACCAAAUUACUCGAAUCUUUUAAGAAGAUUGAAAUCUUCAAACUUUUUUCUAUGGGAAACACACGUAUGAUAAUCUGAUUUCCAUUUUCAACUUUUCUCUGAUGUCGAAAAUCCUUCUAGUGAAAGCUCUUCUUGUAACAUGUAAAGAUGUUUUUGGUACCGAAAUCUCUUUUACCUUUAACGAUAUUCCAAAAUUUGACGAUAAAAAAAUCGAGGAUUAUUGUUGGAUCGAUGGUAGUUACACAACUUUACCCAGUUCUCAUUCUUCACUUUCACCCUACGUCGGGGUCACGUCCAGUACUAAAACGGAUGAUGGAUCAAAAUUUUAUCACCCUUACUACCAAUGGGUUUACUUUGCUAUACUCAUCCAAGCUAUCAUGUUUUUCAGUCUUAAAUGGGUCUGGGAUCGUCUUUUGGACCAACGAGUCAUUGCUCUAGUUGGUAAAUUGAAAAGUGAUAAAAAAAUAUUUACGAAUACGAAAGAGUUAAUCAAAUAAAUCUCGUUCAAUCGGUGGCCGAUCUUUUAUUUUCCAAUGUCACCUUUUAUUACAAUGUUAUUUUCAUGAAAAUACUUUGUCUUGUCCAUCUUGUUUUCCAAAUUUGGGCAACUGACCCAUUCCUAAAUGGCAAGCAAGAUUUGAAUAUUGAAUGAUGAACAUAAUGGGUAUAACAAUUAAAUCAAAUUGUUAAGGUAUGAUCGGUAAAGAGUGGAACUAAACCUAUCAACUUUUUCGAUUUGCGAUAUUUUCGAAAUAUUUUCGACAGUAUUCGAUGCAAAUUAUGAAUCUGAUAAAUAUUUGCAUGAAAUUACCUCGAACAAAUUGAACUUUUUUCUUUGGACAACAGGAGGAUGAACGAAGGCUUCGUUUCAAGACGGAUUUUCAUAUCCAUCACCCACAAAAAGUCUUUACGAAAAUAUCUGAUUUAGUGCAAGAAUUUUAACAAAAUACGACUUUUUUAAUCAAAAACAAAUAAAGCCAAUUGAUAAAGAAAUUUUGAGGAAAAAGCUUUAAGACAGUAGAUCCGAUCGAGUUUAAGAUAUUGAAAAUUGAGUUGAUUUAAAUAUAAAAAAUAACACGGUAACACAUAACAAGAUGUUUCGUGUAUGGCCAUGAU
This is a messenger RNA of Panonychus citri (citrus red mite), 1438 nucleotides long. RefSeq names its product innexin inx1-like. Gene Ontology annotation, cellular component: plasma membrane; gap junction. The transcript has 2 exons. The coding region runs from base 424 to 819 and encodes 131 amino acids. The record is from RefSeq and is a predicted model, not a curated record. NCBI's taxonomy places the organism in Eukaryota, Metazoa, Arthropoda, Arachnida, Trombidiformes, Tetranychidae. Gene Ontology annotation, molecular function: gap junction channel activity.